UCUAAAAAAUUUGAAAAGCGCGUCAUCUUGUUUGAAGUUUGCAGAGAAAGAACGCGAGAGAUGAUUUCCACAAUGAGUUGGGAAGAGAGCGACGAAUUUGAGAUCCCUCUUACCCAAACGACAACGAAUUUUCACGCCCUCGCUUCCAUUGACAACAAUCAACGUCCAUCCAAGAAACCUAAACGCAAAACGACGACGCUUGAUAGCAUUGGGAAGGAGAAUCUCCCUCCUUGCGAAAUUGAGAAUUGCAGCUUGGAUUUCAUUCCUUCCACCAUAGAUUGUGUUUCUCUUUGCAGCGCUCAACGUUCGGGACAAGAGGACACUGUUUCUUCUCCUUCCUCUUCCGAGUCUUUGUCGGAGCUGAAAACGAAAGGGAAUUAUCUCCGCAACUCGAUAGAGUCGAAGCUGGUGGUUUCGAGAACCGGCGCGGUUAACUGUGCAGAAGCAGAGUCUGAUUCGGAGCUUGGUCUGUUGCUGAAUUUGUGCGAGGAGUUAGAGGAAGUAGAUAGUUCCGUUCGGUGUCCUCUGUGUGAGGUUGAUAUUUCGAACUUGACUGAGGAACAGCGACAUCUUCAUACCAAUAAUUGUCUUGACGAAGGAGAUGAGGUUGCACUUCUUAAUGACGAGAAGGGUGCUCAACAUUUGCCAAAAGUUGCUUCUGUUCUUGAUUGGCUACGCGGGCUUGGUUUGGAGAAGUAUGAAGACGUUUUCGUUAGGGAAGAAGUUGAUUGGGACACCUUGCAGUGGCUCACGGAAGAGGAUCUCUUAAGCAUGGGUAUCACUGCACUUGGGCCGAGAAAAAAGAUUGUGCAUGUCCUGUGUGAACUUAGAAAAGGAAAUGCCCCUACAAAUGAGAAACAAGAGGAUGUUUUGGCAGAGCCUAGAAGGAUUAGAAACCAGAAAGUCAAAUUAAAACAUGACAAAUCUGAUAGCAAAGUUGAUGGCACUAGUAAACCAGUGGCAAACAAAUUAAUUACUGAAUAUUUUCCGGGCUUUGCUUCCAAAGAAAAGAAAGUUUCUGCUUCUCCCAGAGAACAACAGGAGAUGAAAAACAGUGGUUUGGAUUCUGGUCGUAAGCACAAAUCAAAAAAUAUGCCAACAAAUAGAAAGCUCCGCGAUGUUCCCAAAUGGUGUGCCGUACAAGGAACGCCUUUCCGAGUGGAUGCUUUCAAAUAUCUCAGAGGAGAUUGUUCCCACUGGUUUCUCUCACACUUCCACUUGGACCAUUAUCAAGGUCUCACUAAGUCGUUCAAUCAUGGAAAGAUCUAUUGUUCCUCCAUUACAGCUAGACUUGUAAAUAUGAACAUUGGGAUUUCAUAUGAUAAAUUACAUGUUUUGCCUCUGAAUCAAAAGGUAGAAAUAGCUGGUAUUGAUGUGACUUGCUUGGAUGCCAACCAUUGUCCAGGUUCCAUAAUCAUACUCUUUCAACCUCCGAAUGGUAAGGCGGUGCUUCACACUGGUGAUUUCCGCUUUAGUGAAGAAAUGGCAGUCAAUCCAUUACUGCAGAUGUGUCCUAUCAAUACUCUAAUCCUUGAUACAACAUACUGUCACCCACAGUAUGACUUUCCGAAACAAGAGGCUGUAAUACAAUUCGUUAUUGAUGCCAUACAAGCAGAAGCUUUUAAUCCCAAGACUCUUUUUCUGAUUGGCAGCUAUACAAUUGGUAAAGAAAGGCUAUUCUUGGAGGUUGCCCGUUCCCUUCGUAAAAAGGUUCACGUGACUGCGGCUAAGUUGCGUCUUUUAAAAUGUUUGGAAUUUAAUGAGGAGGAUAUGCAGUGGUUUACUUCUAAUGAACAUGAAAGCAACAUUCAUGUUGCCCCUAUGUGGACGCUCGCAAGCUUUAAAAGAUUGAAGCACAUAUCAAGUCAAUAUAACGGUCGGUACAAUCUUAUAGUUGCUUUCUCCCCCACUGGGUGGACGUUUGGCAAAGGUAAAAAGAAGUCUCCUGGAAGAAGAUGGCAGCAGGGUACAAUUAUUAGAUAUGAAGUGCCCUACAGUGAGCAUAGCAGCUUUACAGAACUCAAAGAGUUGGUAAAACUUGUAUCUCCUGAUAACAUUAUACCAAGUGUGAAUAAUGAUGGACCACAAUCUUCUGACGCAAUGAUUUCUCUAUUGUUAUCUUAAUUUGUUCACUAAAUGGGGUUUAGUCUACCAUUGUGAUUUGUGACGUGUACUGUAUGAUGAAUCUUGAAUAAAAGUCUAAUGAAUUUUGCCA
Messenger RNA from Cajanus cajan (pigeon pea), 2215 nucleotides. RefSeq names its product sterile alpha motif (SAM) domain-containing protein. Lineage: Eukaryota; Viridiplantae; Streptophyta; Magnoliopsida; Fabales; Fabaceae. The record is from RefSeq and is a predicted model, not a curated record. Gene Ontology annotation, molecular function: protein binding; 5'-3' DNA exonuclease activity; damaged DNA binding. Gene Ontology annotation, biological process: double-strand break repair via nonhomologous end joining; interstrand cross-link repair.